UUAUUGGGUUUGAAAACGUACCGGUGUUUCCCGGAAAAUUUGUAAAUUCUGAUUUUAAUCCACACAAAGACAAUAACCAUGACGGACGUGCAAAAAACUCGAGAUGUCUUUCUCUGGUGCAUGUCUGUAAUUUAUUUGUUCGCUUUUGCAUCGUUGUACAUCCAAAUUCCAGGUUUAUAUGGCAACAAUGGAGUUAUACCAGCAGAACUAAAAAUUAAUACAGAAGCGAACUCAUGGCAGGAGUUAUUAGAUGGACAACCAACAUUAUUAAAACUGACACCAAAACUAGGAUUAGACGUACAGACUGGGAUGGAUUUACUAUGUCUGGGUGGAAUCGUCAUCUCGUUGUUCUGUAUGAUAUCUAAAGGUGGUCGAGACAUCGUGUCCUUUACUUUAUUAUGGAUGCUUUAUCUUUCUCUAUACCAGGUUGGUCAAUCUUUCAUGUGGUUUCAAUGGGAUAUAUUAUUGUUAGAGGCAGGGUUUCUAACGAUUCUGAUAGCACCAUUUAAACUGAACAUCCCUGGGUUACGUCUGUCUUCCUAUCAUCGUCAUGAUAAGAUAACAAUGUGGCUGGUGAAAUGGUUAUUGUUCCGUCUGAUGUUCGCGUCUGGUGUGGUGAAACUGACUAGUAAAUGUCCAACAUGGUGGAAACUGACUGCACUUACUCAUCAUUUUGAAACUCAGUGUAUUCCUACUCCAUUAGCCUGGUUCUGUCAUUCGUUUCCUGAUUGGUUUUUAAAACUGUCAGUUGUGGUCACGUACGUUAUCGAGAUACCCAUACCCUUUCUUUUCUUCGCCCCAGCCAGGGGGUUGAGACUGUUUGCCUUCUGGGCACAGGUUUUGUUACAAGUAGCUAUUAUAUUAACAGGGAACUAUAAUUUCUUUAAUCUAUUAACACUAACAUUGUGUGUAUCUUUACUUGAUGAUAAAUUCUUCGGCCAAGUCGAUAAAAAGAAGAAGAAAUCAUCAUGGUCUAUAUUAAGUAUUUUAGCUGGAGUUAUUGCCCCUGUGGUUGUUAUAGGUUACUUAGGGUUUAUGGUAGUUAAAAUGUUUAAGAUACAGCUAAUGAAAGAUAAUACUAUACAUACUGAAAUAGGGUUCAGUGAGAAACAGUUUUUCCAGUGGUUAGAAUUGAUCAUGCCCUAUACCAUUAUAAUUGGAAUUGUAUCAUUAGCUUACGAAGUUUUAAUUACUAUUAUAAGAUGUAUAGUAGAAGAAAAGAAAUCCACCAUGAAAAUUUGGUCUGCUGUUCAAUCUAUAAUAUUUGCUGGUGUAGCAGUAGCCAUGUUUGGUCUCAGUUUAGUACCAUUUACGCGUGGUCUUGACGCCAAGUCAUAUGGUUUAGUAUGGCCGUCUGUACGGGAAUGGCAUUCAAAUCUAGAUACCUUUAGACUAACAGACUCCUAUGGUCUUUUUAGAGUAAUGACUGGUGUUGGAGGCAGACCUGAAGUUGUAAUAGAAGGAAGUUAUUCUAUGGAUAAAGGUUGGAAAGAAUAUGAUUUUCUCUAUAAACCAGGAAACGUGGCCACUCGACCUCCUGUCGUAGCCCCACAUCAACCUCGAUUAGAUUGGCAGAUGUGGUUCGCUGCUCUCGGUAAUUAUCAACAAAAUCCAUGGUUUGUCAACCUCGUCUACAGAUUAUUAACCAAUCAGAAAGAAGUAUUAGAAUUACUGCAUAAUAAUCCAUUUCCUGGCAAACCGCCAAAAUAUAUCCGAGCCACUUUAUACCAUUAUCAUUUUACUACCAGUAAUACUAAAAAUACUAAAUUAUUUUCUAAAAGAAAUUGGUGGAGUAGAGAAAAGAAAUCAGAAUAUAUCUCAAUUUUAUCGAAAGAUGAACCUACCAUGAUGCAAUAUUUAGAACAUGAAGGAAUACUUGGGAAAAAUAAAAUAAAAGUAAAGACAGUGACGUCUGUUAUUGGUAAAGGUGUAAAAUACAUACGAAGUUUAGUGGGACAACCUGAAGGAUUUAAAUUUCUCAUGUCGUUAUUCGGAUCUGGGCUGCUAAUUAACGUUAUUAAUUGUUUUAUUUUUUAAUUAGACUAAAAAAUUUCUCAUAGUAAUACUCACCGUGUUUUGUUGGUAUUUAAACUAAAAUUUUUGUGCAUUAUUAUAGUUAAGCAAAGAUAUUUGUACAUUCUGGUAUGAUUCAAUGUUUGAUAGCAGAUUUGGAUAUUUCAUUUCAUGUUUUUUUGUGAGUUACUCCCCUUCUCAUCCAUGAUCUAACAUAAUUCUUCUUUAAAUCAUGUUCAGUUAAACUUUGCAAAAUUACGUCUAGAUAUUGUCAGAAGAAUAUGAAAUGAAACAAAUUUGUGUUUCAAAGUUUGCAUUUGCACUUUAUCAGCUUGGGAAAUGAUUCAAAAACAUGACCAUGCCAUUUGAAUUUGAAGAAGAAUUCAAAUUGUAAGUAAUCUGCAGGCAAGGCAUAUUAAUUGCUACUUAAGGUGCGAGCACACGAUUGAAUCGUGUGUACCCAUGCUUCUACAACAAGAUUAUUGCGUUCUCGACAGGAUUUAUAAUAUUAAACAAGUUUGAUAAUUGUCUCCGACAGUUUAAUCAUCUGCAAGACAGACCAUCGUCAUCCAAUCAGAUUACUUUUCCUUUCAAUUGCAUGUUCCGCACGAGAUUAUUGACAAGGUGGAAAACAACUGACUGGAGCUUGUGUCGGUCAGUGAAACUCUUUACAAGACAAAAAUCUCCGAACUAGACCGAUUGUAAGCCCGCACCUUUAGAAUGAAGUUUUGAAUCAUACCUGGAUUUGUAUCAAUAUCUUUGUUUAACUAUAUACUUUCAUGUAACUUUAGAGAAAAUACACUUGGUUAAAAAUCCCUUAUGGCAACUCCUUGUAGGUCUUGAAAACUUUCAUCAUUGAUAUUAUACCAACUCUUUAAAGUGUUUAAGUUCUGAUUUUAACUAAUUUAUUUUCUUUUUGACAGUUUUUACUUCUGCUAGUUAUUCACCCUCUAUGUUACUUUACUUAUUUCAUCUCUAAAACAAUUAACCAACUACAAGCCAAGUAUAUUUUCUCAACAUCUUCUCAUUAUAAUUUCAUUGUUUCAUAUUUUGGAGGAUUGAAGCAUAUCUUAAUUAUUGAGCAUUAGUAAGAAUUAAUUACCAGGAUUUUAUUAGCGGCACAACACAAGUUAUUUCCCCUUGUCAUGCACUAGUUACUUCCCUUACAAUUUACUUUUCUUGGUGUAGAUUUUUAAACUGUUCAUUACAUGAUACUAAGCUGUGAACGUGAGGAAAUCAAAUUUGAUUGGUGUUCAAUGAAAUUAUGGGAAUAUUUUAACCUAUGAAAUAAUUUCUCAAAAUUACAAAUUGUUCCUUUUGAGAUAGUACUUUUCAUUGGUCAAAAUGAAGUCACAUGUAAUCAGCAGAGCGUGGAAUUUAGACAAUGACAAAUAGAUAAACAAUUCUUUAUAUACUUUACUUAUUAUUUGUGAACUUUUAACUGUUAACUGAGAAGUCAACUGAGUAUCCAGUUGCACACUGCAUGGUGUGGUCGUUUAGUUUAGGAUGAAUAUGAAGUACAAUAUAAACUGAAGGCAAAAAAUCUCAACCUUUCAGUUGCUUCUACUUUAUUUUCAUGUUAUUUUCUCCAUCGACUUAAUGAACUCGACUUAAUUAACUCUAACGAAGCAUUUUUGAUGUAUUUUUUUUUUGUUUUAAUAAGGUGGAACUUUUUUUGUCCACUUUUAGCAAUAUUUCUUUAUUAAUGUAGUGCUUAUAUUGUUAGUAUUCAUUGUAUGAGAUCUCAGACAGUUCAAAUUUGGAUUGUUUUGUGCUAAGCCAUUAGGCAGCAGAAAGAAAAAUUUUCUCAGUGUAUUUUGUUAGGGUGAUUGACUGUCAUGAUCUGUCGUAUACCAUGCCAAAUGCAUUUGUCUAAAAGCCUUGAAUUAUCUGGACAUGAAACUGUUCCUUAGUAGAUAUGAGGUUUCCAAUGAAUGACUUGUAUGAUCUGAUCUAGUAUUUGUUUUGUCCUAAUUAGUCUUGGUCUUUCAGUCUUCCAAUUAUAUUGUAUAUGACUCUUAUACUGAUGAAUUCUCUUUUAAUUAACAAAACACAAUGGUGACCCACUUUUUGCCUUAAAAUUAAACAAAAAAAAAAGAUAAAUUGUCAUCUAAUUAUUAAUUUUACCAGCUUUACUGUGCUAAAUAGUUAAAACAUUCAAGUUUUCGUGUUUAAUUAUGUCUAUUUGGAUGUUUAUUCUUCACAUUGUUAUAUUUUGGUCUUUUACCAGUCAUAGAAUAGAGAGUUGAUAUUUUGAAUUGUGGUGCAGAAAAAUAGGACAUAAACUCCAUUGUAUUAAACAGAUACACUCUCUGGUAGGCUGGCUCUAUCAGAUAACAAACUAGAUAAGCUCCAAUUCGAGAUAUCUGCAUAACAAGCUCUUAAUUUCCUUUACCUACCUGUUGGCUUGAUAAAUAAAACAACUUGACUAAUUUCGAACUGUAGUAGUUUUUACUGCAUGCAAUAGACAAUUUUUGUGAGAUCUUUACAAUAUCAAUUUUGUAAUAAAAUUACAUUAAAUUUGAA
Lottia gigantea (owl limpet) is the source of this 4539-nucleotide messenger RNA. RefSeq lists its product as hypothetical. Gene Ontology annotation, biological process: protein maturation. Gene Ontology annotation, cellular component: endoplasmic reticulum membrane. Bases 79 to 2037 code for a protein of 652 amino acids. NCBI's taxonomy places the organism in Eukaryota, Metazoa, Mollusca, Gastropoda, Lottiidae. The record is from RefSeq and is a predicted model, not a curated record. The transcript is spliced from 16 exons.